Molecule: messenger RNA, 1455 nt
Organism: Planococcus citri (citrus mealybug)
Lineage: Eukaryota; Metazoa; Arthropoda; Insecta; Hemiptera; Pseudococcidae
Exons: 5
Coding region: 59-958 (299 amino acids)
Source: RefSeq, a predicted model, not a curated record
UCAAAUACACUUGGGCUUGAAAAAUUAUACAUUUCAAUCGAAAGUUAUCUAAUUAAUAAUGAAUUUGAAUGCAGCUAUGAAUUCUAUGACCAAAAAUUAUUUUCUGUUAGCGUUGUUCGUAAUUCACUCAGCUACCUCAGAUAAAUCACAGAUCUCAAAAAAUUUCAAUAAAAAUCUGACGGAAAAGAAUGAUACUGAGAAUGAAAAUAAUCAUCGAUACAAAAACGAGACUCUUUUUCAAAUGAACGAAUUGAUGGAACUAAAUGAACGAGAGAAAAUACAAUUUCGCACAUUAGAUUUUGUAAAACGUGUUCUAGGCCACAGGAAGCAAAUACUAGGAUCAAGAGAGAAUACAUUGAUACAAACCGCAAAAAUGAUGUAUGAUAUUGAUAACUUGAAUUAUUUGAUGAAGAAGUCAUUGAAAGAGGCGAAAAAUCCGGAAGCACUGGAAGAUUCAUUACGUCAUGCAUCCUGGAAUGAAAAGCUACGGAAUGAGCAAGUCAAAUCAAUGAGUAAACUGCGAAAGCUGAAACUAAAAGUACUCGGAUGGCAGAGUAAAAUUAAUUUUCCAACGGAUAAUAACCAGAACCACGUAUCGGAUGUUUUAAGAAAUAUUUUAGACCUCACGGAAAAUUCAACAGAACAACCGUUGAAGGUACAACAAUCUCCCCUACUUCAAUAUAGAUGUAUCACAUUUUGCUUUACGCAGAUGAGCUGGAAUAACUCAAAUGAUGAAGAACUAUUAAUACUGAAAUUUCAUAUUGAUUUGGAGUGUGACGAAUUGGAGAAGCUUCAAAGAUUUUCCUUGAUUAUACAAGAUGAACUUAAUGAGAUGCCAAAGCCAAGACACGAGAUUCCAGAAGAUUAUGAAAAAUCGCAAUCUACUCGUAAACCGCAAGACGCAUUACCCAAAGUUGCUGAUUUACCACUUUGGCUUCUCAAUGAAAAAGACAUCUAAGAAAUUCAAGAAGAGUACAUCAGAUUGAUGUCAAUACUUGGGCAUCCCGAAGAAGAAGAAUGGAAACACCUGAAAGAAAACAUUAUCAAAAGUGGACAAUCCAUAAAAUAUUUUAGUAAAAUGUUAGCAGAGUUUUACAUCCUUAUUGAUAAAUCAUACGAGUGUAAGGCGAAAGAAGACAUUGAAUGCCAAGAAAUAAUUAAUGAGGUUGUGAGACGAGAACAUUUCAAAGAACUCUUGAAAGUUUACUUUGCUGGCACUGAAAAUGAAGAACAUACCCGUAUGUUGGACAAUGAUUCCUGAAUAUAAGCAAUUAAGUACAUUGGUAAAAGCAAUUGAGGAACCAAUCCUAAUUUUCAAGCAUAAAUUGAGGUUGAAUGUGUUAAAAAGUAGGUGUCGCUACCUAUCAGUGUACAACACAUCUUUCAAGACACAAGAAACAGAAGGUAGUCCAUUAUAAAUCAACCUUUAAAUCAAAAUACAGAAUUUUAAAUAUA